GCAAUCACUUAGACAACUGAUUGAAAUGCAAUCAGCUGUACUGGGAUUAGAUCAUUCAGAGUCAGGUGAUAAUCACAGGUGAUGUCAAUAAGUUAUUCUCGUGGUCCUGCAGCGUCAGUGUGUAUUAAACCUUGUUGAGGCUCAGCUUUAAUUUGCUUCCAUGUGGUAAUUGCAUUUCAUUUUCCACUGCUUGGACUUAACACUGAUUAAAUUAUCCCUCGUGUUGUCCUUUGAGUCGAGGUGACCUGGUGGCUGAUAAUAUGCCCUUGUGCGUGCGUGUGUGUGUGUGUUUGCUCCUGUACUGCACGACUUUUUCUCAUACUCUGAUUCUGGGACAAGAUGCAAACCUGUUGGUUUGACGCUGGGGUUGUACAAAAUGUGAAGGACAACGGGAGGGUUAAAAAAAUAUCAGAAGUCGGUCUUUACUGUGAGUGAAUGAAGCAGUGGCUGGACAUAAAGGCAUGAUGAUUGGAUAAACUGUUGAAGAGUCAGAACCAGGUUUGUAUUGACAGGACUUGUGAAAAUGCACCUGAGAAUUUUCUGCAACCAUUCCCAUAAAAGCUAUCAAUAAGAAAGAAAUGACUGUUUCUUGUUUCAGUUGUGUAAAAAUGUAGUGACUGAAAGUUAUGUAACAGUAAACUUGCUGUAUUUGUUUUGUGAAGGUCUUUGUUUGCAAGGAUACUUCUGCCAUGGUGGAGCCACAGGACCAACGCCACAAGGUUCUGUCAACUUCACCCACAAUGGCCCCUGCCCUCUGGGCCACUACUGCCCCCCGGGGUGCCUCAGUCCAGUCCCCUGCCCUACUGGCAGUGUUCGCAAGACCAAAGGUACACUACGUGUUGUAUGAAACUGUCAAAGUGUCAGAUUUAUAUGUAAAAACUAAAUAUCAGUUCAAAGUCUGGAUUAUGCAUGUAAGGGGUAGUUCCUAAGAUCCAACUAUUCAUCUGCAAUUUAUUUAAUUCCUGUCACAGGAGGGGUGAGUGUGGACAGCUGCUCCUCCUGUCCUGCAGGUCACUACUGCUCUACUGAGGGUCUGGACAAACCCACUGGACCCUGUGCCGCUGGUUUCUACUGUCCCUUUGACUUUUCUUCAAUGACUCCUUAUGGUUUCCUCUGUCCUAAGGGUCACUAUUGUCCAGAGAGCUCUGCCUCGGCCUUACCCUGCCCCACAGGAGAGUACCAACCCAACCCAGGCUCAGACUCGUGUAUACCCUGUCGUCCUGGAUUCUACUGCGAGGAGGCCAUAGUUGGGGAACCAUGGCCCUGCCCACCUCACUCGUUUUGCCCUGCAGGCACCAUGGUUCCCCAGCCCUGUCCCAACGGAACAUACACUCAUCCAAACCAGAGUGGACUCCAGGAGAUGACAGAGUGCUUACCUUGUCCUUCAGGAAGGUUCUGCAGAGCAGGAAAGAUCCAAGGUGUGUGUGCUGCAGGUUAUGUGUGUAUUUCAGGCAGCGCACAUUUCAACCCCCAAGAACCUGUGUACAACCUGACCCAGUGUCAAUGGGGCGUGCAGUGUGCUGGACCAUGUCCACCAGGCUUCUACUGUCCUGAGGGCACCGUGCGUCCACUCAUGUGUCCUGCAAAUACUGUUCGAAGUUCUCCAGGAGGCACUAGUCUGCAGGACUGCGUACCCUGCCCUCCACAACACUGGUGCAAACCAGGAGAUCCAGUUCUCCAUCUGUGUCCAGCCGGUCAUUAUUGUGAUGGUCUUCCUGACAGUGUCCUCACUGAAGGACCCAAGCCUUGCCCCCUGUAUACAUAUCAAUCUUCCCCUGGAGCAGACAGUAGAGGGUCCUGUCUGCCCUGUCCUCCUGGAACACACUGUAACGACACAGGGCUCACUGACUACUACAACAAUCUUUGCCCUCCUGGUUAUUGGUGCAGUGGGUCUGGUCCACCCAUCUACUGCCCCGCUGGUACCAGGAGAGCCCAUCCUGGAGCGUCCACACUGAGAGAAUGUGAACCUUGUGCAGGAGGAACCUUCUGCCCCGACCCUUGGUCUACAGGGAGGCCCAAUGUGGAGGGAGUUUUGUGUAGGGCGUCCUAUUAUUGUCCCAUAGGUGCCGUCUCAGAACAGCUUUGCAGACCCGGUUUUUAUUGUGGACCUCAGACUCUGUCCUUUUCCCUACUACUGCCCAGCCAACAGCUCUGUUCUGAAGUCCUGUGA
Messenger RNA from Cynoglossus semilaevis (tongue sole), 2170 nucleotides. RefSeq names its product multiple epidermal growth factor-like domains protein 6. The record is from RefSeq and is a predicted model, not a curated record. Lineage: Eukaryota; Metazoa; Chordata; Actinopteri; Pleuronectiformes; Cynoglossidae. The coding region runs from base 1094 to 2170 and encodes 358 amino acids. The transcript has 9 exons.